CCAGUUCCUUGCGCAUGGCCUGCCCGUUUGCCGCCUACAACGCGACGUUCACGUGCGUCGCUGCGUACUGCAAGGCGCCAGGCUGCUGCGUCGUCAACGAAGCCUGCGCUGUGCGAACAGCGUACCCGGCCACCUACAACUAUACCGGCGGCAUCACCGACACCAUCGAUGUCAUCCACGACCUGCCCGACACGCCACGCCUGUCUUUUCGAAGCAACGGCAUCACGCAGGUUGGUAUGCGGCUGCCAGGCCAAAACGCGUCGACAGUGGCGACCCUCACUGCGAAUGUCGAGUCCUUGUCGAUCCAGGACGCUAUCUUCAACGUCUCGGGCCUGUACCUGCCCCGGUCUCUCAAAAACCUGACGUUUGAGAAUUCGUACGUCCUCGACAACAACUGGCCGCGGCUCAUCAACGAGCGCGACGCGUUCUGGCCGCCCAACCUCACGCACAUUUCGCUGCGCAACAAUGGCCUGCUCUCGUUCGCGGACGCAACGUCCACGACGCCCAUGGCGUGGCCCGACAGUCUUGUCUACUUGGACCUCUCGCUCAACUUGAUCGAAACAUUUGUGAACCUACCGUUUGUGCAAACACUCAACAUGUCCUACAACCGCCUGCAGCAGCUCCAGGCCAUGGACCUCACCGAAGCGUCCAUCUUGGAUUUUUCCAACAACCCGUACUUGACGUCGCUCGACGUGACCAUCUCCCCCAACAAGUACCAAGCUGACAAUACGACGCGCCUGCGCUACAUGUACCUCCAAAACACGCCGUUGGUGUCGUUCUCGAGUGACGUUGGCGCCUACCACGAGCUCGAGCAAGCUCGCAUCGUCGUCGGCGCCAACCUGUCGUCGCUCGCUUUGGGGUGGGGCUGUGAAACGCUUGGACACGUGGCAGCGUAUGCGAAUGCCACGUCAUUGCUGCCCGCCCCGCUCCAGAUCUGCGUCCUCGGAGGCGACCGCGUCGAUGAGAUUGGCUCGAGCCUUGGCGCGGGUGCCAUCGCAGGCAUCGUCGCGGCUGCGGUCGCCCUUCUCUCUGCGCUCUGUCUCUAUGCUGUUUGGUACCGCCGCCGCCGCACACAAGCCGUCAAGUCGCCGCGCACGGACGAUGACUUUGACUUGCUGAGCACCCCGUGGACGUCGGACCAAUUGCAGCACUUCCGCCUCGAGCCGCAGGACGUACGCUUCCUCGACACUGUGCUGGGCCAAGGCUCGUUUGGGCGAGUGCGACUCGCGACAUACAAGGAGUCGAUACUCGUUGCCGUCAAGCAGCUCCGGAGCGAGAAGCAAUCGGCCGAGUACAUGGAGACCCUCCUCGACGAGAUCGAACUCAUGACAAGGCUGUGCAGCCCGCAUCUCGUUGGCCUCGUCGGCGUCUUUUGGGAUGCGACAGGCGAUGUGCGCUGCGUGAUGGAGUACAUGGCGGGCGGGGAUCUACAAGCGUUUCUCUACAGUCGCGCCCGCAACAGCGUCGCUUGGUCGCAAAAAGCGCAAUUUGCUUUGGAAAUCGCGCGAGGACUCGUGUACCUCCACGCCACUGAGGUGAUUCACCGGGAUUUGAAGUCGCGCAAUGUACUCUUGACGGAUGCGCACGCCCACGCCAAGCUCGCCGACUUUGGCAUCGCUCGGCACGUCACGGACGAAAGCAUGACCAACGCUGUCGGCACGUACCGCUGGACGGCCCCCGAGGUGCUCAAAGGCAAGCACUACGACACCAAAGCCGACAUUUACUCGUUUGGCAUGGUCUUGGCCGAGCUCGAGACGCAUGCGAUGCCAUACGCCGACUUUACCAACGCGCGUGGCGAGCCACUGGGCAACUUUGCCAUCAUGUACAAGGUCGUCAUGCAAGGCAAAAUCGCACCCACAUUGUCCUCUGACUGCCCACCUUGGCUCGAGACGCUCGUGCUCGCGUGCAUUGCCCACAGCCCAGCGCUCCGGCCGACGGCAACCGAGAUCGUAACGACGCUGGACGAGCUCCUUCCGUCCAUGUGUGUAUGACGUAAUUUAAACUGUUCUAAGGACACAAUAUUGUCUUCUGUCA
Messenger RNA from Saprolegnia diclina VS20, 2034 nucleotides. Its product is annotated as serine/threonine protein kinase. NCBI's taxonomy places the organism in Eukaryota, Oomycota, Saprolegniomycetes, Saprolegniales, Saprolegniaceae. The coding region runs from base 15 to 1991 and encodes 658 amino acids. The record is from RefSeq and is a predicted model, not a curated record. Gene Ontology annotation, molecular function: protein binding; protein kinase activity; ATP binding. Gene Ontology annotation, biological process: protein phosphorylation. The transcript has 15 exons.